Dreissena polymorpha is the source of this 6204-nucleotide messenger RNA. Its product is annotated as allene oxide synthase-lipoxygenase protein-like. The record is from RefSeq and is a predicted model, not a curated record. Gene Ontology annotation, molecular function: protein binding; metal ion binding; oxidoreductase activity, acting on single donors with incorporation of molecular oxygen, incorporation of two atoms of oxygen. Gene Ontology annotation, biological process: lipid oxidation. Bases 731 to 2728 code for a protein of 665 amino acids. The transcript is spliced from 15 exons. Lineage: Eukaryota; Metazoa; Mollusca; Bivalvia; Myida; Dreissenidae.
UCUUGUUGCGAUGUUAAACUAUUUCAAUUCACGACAACCAUCUAUAGCGUUCAGUGUUCACUUUUUACACGUAUUCGCCUGCGGAUAUAGCUAUCAUGUGGUUUCGGAAGUUAACACUGUAAUCCCAAGUGCAAGAUACCUCUUCGUAUGCGUACAGUGUGAGAUUUUGAAUGAUCAAUUCAUGAGUGAGUAAAACUUAACUGGAAUAAUCCAUGGAAUGUGUUUAGUCAUACAUAAAUACAUCGUUCAUGGUAAUAUUUGACAGUGAUUUCGCAUAUACUUUGUAGUGAAUAUUGAAUGAUCAUUGAAACACAAAAAGUUAUACGGAGUAACGAUAUAUGUAGGAAUAGUGCGCAGGAACGAGCCCUCAGUUUAACCCUGAAGUUUUUGCUAUCAUUCUGAUAGUCUGAUAGUCUUCGAUAAAUUUAACCAUUAGCCCAGACGGAUGGUGUUUGUGUGAGAUGUUCAUUGGUGGUAAAUAGGAACUUUUAAAUCAGUAGUGUAAUGUAUGUUAUUUCCUAGCAGAAAUUAAACAAAAUAAGAAAAAGCUUCAAGUACUUAGAUAAGAAUUAUGUACUAAAGAUAGAUGCAGACACUGCAAUCAAAUAUUUGAUCAAUAAAACACAAACUAGUUCGCAAGAUUCGUGCUGCAAACAUCUGCGAUGUACACAAUCGUUGUAUUGUGAAGUUAAGUGUAAUUAAAGAUUCAGUGCGGAACCAGGAACAUAAAAUGUCUUCAGAUGCGCUUGCGGAUUACGUUGUUUUUGUAAGGACGGGAGACCGUAAACGAGCUGGCACCGAUGCGAACAUUCGUGUAAUAUUGCACGGCAACACCGGGCUGAAGACGGAAAAGAUUCAUCUGCACCACGUGCUCAAAAAUGACUUCGAAUGCGGGCAAGUCGACGAAUUCGACAUUCAGAAUCAGAGAGAUGUGGGUACAGUGGUGAAAAUCGAACUCUGGCGCGACAACUUUGGUCUGGGCAGCCGAUGGUACUGCGAUUAUGUAAUUGUGAAGAAAAAAGGACAUGAGACCGAGUUCAGCUUCCCAAUUUUCCGGUGGAUCAAGGCGGACGUGCACUAUAUGUUCCGCCAGAACGACACCAUGUUACCACAGCAAGAUCCUAUGGCAGAACAGCGUUGGAAGGAGCUGAAGUCCAAGAAGAAAAAAUACGAGGUCGCUCAGAAGUUCCCUAAUGGACCGGCACAGAUCAAAAACAUGCCCGCUGAUGAAGCUUUUUCCUUUGACUACAAGUGGGACAUUGUGAAGAGAAAAUUACAGCUAAUUGCUACGAGCAAGAUCGUCAUGUUUACGGCCGGCAGGUGGGAGAGCAUCCAGCAUCUCAGAAAUGUCUAUACCAAAGAAGUAUUUUGCGAGCCUCAUGGAUGUACGCGCUGGAGUAAUGAUCUGUGUUUCGCAGGCCAGAGGGUGGCCAGUAUGAAUCACUCAUGCAUAGAGUUGUGCACAAAGAUACCAGACAAGUUUGGUGUGACAGAGGAGCUGUUGAAGCCAUAUCUGGAAGGCCAGAGCCUACAAAAGAUACUGGACAGCAAGAGGAUGUUCAUUGUGGACCAUACAAUACUGGCAGGGUUGCCGUGUCGCAAGGGAUUUCAUUCAUGUGUCCCCAUGGCCCUGUUUUAUGUGAACAACAACAAGCAGCUUAUCCCUGUUGCCAUACAACUAAACCAAGAUAAGGGAACAGACAACCCUGUGUUUUUUCCCAAUGAUCCCCCAAAUGUCUGGAUGAAAGCAAAGAUGUGGUUUAACAAUGCUGAUGCCAAUGUCCACCAGUCCCUCACACAUCUUGGCUUCACCCACCUGCUGAUGGAGGGAGUUACUGUGGUGACGCACAGAAACCUUUCACAGUCACAUCCCGUCUUCAAACUCCUCUCACCGCAUUUCCUCUACCUGAUUGCCAUCAACUCACGUGGGCUGGAGUUGCUGGUGUCAAAGAAUGGCUGGGUGGACAAGACGAUGAACAUUGGCCAAGAGGGAAUGUUUGCACUGAUUGCUCGAGGAAUCAAGAAAUGGAGAAUGAAUGUCGAGGGGACCUUGCCAGAAGACUUAAAACAAAGAGGGGUGCUGGAUACCAAUGUGUUGCCGGGAUACCAUUUCCGUAAUGACGCUUUGUUGCUGUAUGGGGCCAUAAACAAAUAUGUCAAGAAAUAUGUGGAUCUUUACUAUGACUCCGUGGACAAGAUCACUGGUGAUUGGGAGAUACAAAGCUGGGGGGCGGAGCUCACCAAGGAGCGUGAAAAAGGGGGAUGUGGUCUCGAGGGUGUGCCAAGCCAUGGUAAGUUUUCCAGCAAGGAAGAUCUGUAUCUGACCUUGACCUCUAUCAUCUACACAUGCAGCGUGGCACAUGCCUCCACCAACUUCCCACAGUAUGAUGAAUAUGCCUACCCUCCCAACUACCCUGCUCUUCUGAAUGGAGAACCACCCAAGGAUAAGAGACCCGUGGAGGAGACAGAGCUGGUGUCCAUGCUGCCUGAUAAGCCCACAACCCUGGACAUGAUGACAGUCACCAAGAUACUCAGCUCUCGAGGCACAAACAGUCUCGGAGACUUUGAGGUCCAGUACAUCUUCGAACCAGAGGCCUGCAAAGUGGUCGAUGAAUUCCGUGCAGACCUGGCUGAAAUCAGCAAAGUUAUCAAGCAGAGGAACAAAGAGCGCAACCCACCCUACCCGUAUCUGGAUCCAGACAUUGUGCCCAACUCUAUCAGUAUCUGAGAUUAUUUCCUCGUGAUAAAUGAUGAUACUUAAGUACCAAACCAUACUCCAGGUUCUCGAGAUGCUAAAAAAUACGCAAUAUCCAAACUUGAUGUCAGCAAGUUGUACCAACUAGAGGAUCUAUAGCUGUUUGCCAAGCUUGUUGUUGUAUAAGUGGAAUCUCAAAAAUAUUUUAUGGGAAAUAAUUAUUUUAAAUAAAAGAACAAUCAUCAAUUUUCUGUAUGUUUUUUGUUUGAUCCAAAGGAGUUAAUACAAACUAUAAAAAUUAUUGAAUUUUAUUUAGAUAUUUUGAAAUUUUAAUAUUUCUAGAUUGUAUACACUAUUACAGGUAUAAUACUAACUCCAGCAUCAUGAUACAAUUAUUCCCAAAAAUUCUUGUGAGGAUGUUUUUGAUCUUUACUGGCAUGAAGUAACAAAAAAUAAAUAAAUGCAUAUACUGUGUAAAGUUUAUUGCAAUUAUUUGUUGUUGUUGUUGUUUUUUCUUUCACUGAAUAUCUUAUGAUUCUGUCACUGUUUUCAUUUACUCACCAUUCAUAUUGUGUAUUUAUAAGAGUUUUUUUCAAUUUUCAUUGUAUAUAUAUUAUUUUAACAUUUGAAUUUUACAUUCUCUCUUGUGAAUUUCCUUUUUAUGCAUAAUUCGUGCACACUUUUUUUCAAGUACCGCAAUAAACCACUUCAUGCAUUUUAAAUAUUACUGCUUCAUUUUCACUAUAAUUUUAUUUAUAUGUUUGUAUGUUAACACUGCUUGUAGACAGCCCAAUCUGUAUUGUUUUGUCAGAACCAACAGGUUAGUAAAUAAUAGUUAUGGUUGCAUAUUUAUGGACAUUGGACCAAACACCAUUAACAUAUGUGUCGCGUUCUGAGAAAACUGGGCUAAAUGCUUGUGCAUAAAGUGUCGUUCCAGAUUAGCCUGAGCAGUCCACACAGGCUAAUCAGGGACGACACUUUCCGCCUUAACUGGAUUUUCGUGUAGAAGACACUUCCUUUAAACAAAAAAUACCAUACAAGCGGAGUGUUAUCCCUGAUUAGCCUGUGUGGACUGAACAGGCUAAUCUGGGACUGCACUUUAUGCACAUGCAUUACGCCCAGUUUUCUCAGAACAUGAACAUGUAUAUAAGCAGGUCUCUGGGAAAACAGGGCUUAAUGCAUGCACAGUCAAAACAUACUACUCAGUGAUGACACUUUACAAUUUGAUCAAUUUGUUUGUUGAAAAAGUCUGUUAUAAAAGGAAUUUCAGUCAAGGUGUCCCUCUUAUUUACGUGUACAGGAUGCACAGGCUAAUCUGGGGCAAUACAAUAAGGGCAUUCAUAAAUCCUUUUCUUUUUCCCAGAGUCAGGCUUGGAAUUGAUUUUAUGUUUUUAGCUCACCUGAGCGCAAUGUGAUCAAAGUGAGUUAUAAUGAUCACUCUAUUUACGCAUCCAGCGUUGCACAGUGUGUGUUGGGUGUUGGCAUCUUUAAGCUUGUAACCACUUGAGACCACAUUUUUCAUUCAUUCAAGAUGAACAUUUAUCUUGACAAUAUCUAGGCUGACUUUGAAUCCAUGUCAUGUGUGUUUCAAAACUGGGUCACCAGAUCAAACCUUAGAAAAAACUUUUAACCGCUCUACACGUCACAUUUCUGACUAAAUCUUUAUGUAACGGGGUCAUAAUGUUUAUUUAGACAAUAUUUAUAUUUUCUCAAACACAUGGUCACUUGUGUUGGAAAUCUAGGCAUCGGUAAGAAAAACAACUUGUAACUUCUCUAGAGGCUACAUUUAUGACUCGGUCUUGAUGAAACUAAGUAAGAAUUAUUAUCUUUACAACUUCUAAUAAUCAACGUCUACCUUCCCAAAAUGUCAGGCUCAUAAUAUAGGGUCAAAAUUUAUAUUUGGCUAUGAAACCAUCUGUUAUUGCCAUAAGUUUGCCCUGUAUUGAUGGAUUUUAAAAUGUCUUGACAAAUACAAUCCAUCAUAAGACAACAAGUCACGUUUAAAACGUGUUUAAACCUUUUCUCCCGACUUCAAAGGUCAAUGUCACACUUGAAGAGGUUAAAGGUCAAAGUUGGCCAUAAGACAGCUUGUUGGCACUGUACCGAUGUCAUUCAUCAUGCUAUUGUAAGAUUAUUUAUUACUUGCCCUAAAUGACAACCAUGAGGAGACAGCAUUUUGUGUUAAUAUUUGUCUCCAUACGUCAAAGGUUAAGGUCACAAUAAGAGUCUUAAUACAAAUAUAACUAUAAAAGAGCUUUAAAUUUUCUAAUGCAGAUGUACCUUUCCCAUUUUAGUUUUUAGUGUAAAAUAACUUGGCACAAACGCCGUUCAUCACAAGAUGACAUUCCCAUGUAGCAGUGUUCAAAGGUCAGCAGUGUUCAAAAGUCACACAUAAUUUAUCAAAGUUGGCCAUAAAGCAUUGUAACUGCCACUCUGAUCACGCUAUCUUAAAUAAGUUACCACUCAUUACAAUCACACGGAUUUUGUCAGUAAGACCUGUCGCCUUACCUCAGGGGUCAAGGUCACACUUAGAGCUCAAAGGAGGCUUUAUAACAGCUUGUCCGUGCUGUUACUUUGUCAUUAUUCAAUUCAAUUUUUGAAACAAUUUACCUCAAAUAAAUAACAUAUGGAGACUGAAAAUCAAGUGUUUCACCUGUCUCAUUUACUCAAAGGUCAAAGUCACACUGGUAGAUCACACAUGAGCUGCAUGUGUUUGGCAUACGCGGGGAAUCCAUGCCGUAUGGAUACGUCUUAUUCAUUUCAAUGUAUUCCAUCUACUACGUAGAUCAUGCCUUCUGUCAGGUAAUGUCUUCGCUGAUUGGUGUCCGUGAACUCAGGUGAGCGCUUAAGGGCCAUCCAGAGGGCGCGGAUUGUAUGUAAUGAUUUAUGUACAUAAGACCGCAGCCCUAAAAACCUGACUGUAGUUCUAGUAAUUAUCAGCUUAAUCAGUGAAUAACUAUUGUGUUUGUACAUCAUUUUUUAUGUACAAAGUAUGCCUUCACAGAUGCCUGUUCUGACGCAUAUCUCUCUGUAUAAAUAAAGUAGAAGCAGAACUAAUUUGAUUGAAAUUCAAAUGCAUUUUCAUUUAUACACCAAUAAUUUUCCUUUUUCUAACUUUGUUUUGUUUGAAUGAUUCACAGGUGUAUUUGGGUUUUGAUGAACCUGUUGUACUAGGCUUAGUUGACAGUGAUGAGUUUAUGCAUUUGUAUUGUUAUGCCAAAUUUGAUGACAUCUAUAUGGCACUAUUUCACAUUUCCUGGUUUUACAAAUUGCGCGUGCGUGUUUGUAAAAUACUUAGUUUUGAAUAUCAAAAUCGCACAUUCUUCUUAUCAUGCAUACAUAUUUAAUACAAGGUUUGUAUGUUGUGCUUAAUUGUCACACUUGAUUUUAUAAAACGUUGACACUGUUUUACCAUUUAUUUGUUGAAUACAUAUUCGAAUAUCUUAUAUUUACUCUAUGUUUUCUAUUUUGUAAAUAUUCUUUAUAAUAAAUAUGUCUUGCAAGAUUUA